Messenger RNA from Prorocentrum cordatum, 4500 nucleotides. The record is from the annotation of a GenBank genome assembly. NCBI's taxonomy places the organism in Eukaryota, Dinophyceae, Prorocentrales, Prorocentraceae.
AUGCACCACCUCUCGCGGGGCACGGUCGGAGCGGCCGAGGGUGCUGGGCCGUCGGCCGCGUGGGAGCGGGCAACACCGCUCCAGAGGGCUACUUCGAGGAGGUUACUGGAGACGUGGCUUGCUUGGGGCAGCCAGGUGGCCGCGAUCAAGGAAGACGAGGACGCCGCCCUUCGGCGCGUCAUGGCCGGUCGGGCCUCGCCAUAUUCAGGCGAUGGGGCUACGGUUGCCCUGGGAAAGGAUUCAAAGGGAAGGGAGAUGCUACCAAAGGGCGCGAUGUGCUCCGUCGACGUGGAGGAACUGGCUCUUCCGCCGCCAGGGACCAUCCCUGCCAAGCUCGCGGACAUCUGCCCGCUGGCCGCCGAGUACUUCUCCGACGUUGCGGGGGGGAUGCUACGCGAGCCCAGCAAGGCCAUGGACGAGGAGCUGAAGGGCCAGAUGGUCUACCGAGAUCCGUCUCUUCGAUCGAGGGCGUCGCGUCUCCGCCUAGCCGAGAGGCUUUGGGAUGCGGGGAUGCUCGGGACCACCGACGAGCUGGUCGAGGGGGUCUCGCUUUUCGGAGUCAUCAAGAAGUACCUGCAGGAGGAGGGGGGCCCCCUCAGCCCCGCCAGGCGCCAGGUGCGCGCCAUCUGGGACCAGAGGUGGGCCAACCUCCGCUGGCAGAGGCCCCCGUACGUGCCCCUCGGCAGCCCCGCGACCUUUGCUCACGUGGACCUCUCCAGCCUGGGCGAGAGGGAUGUGGUCUACACUGGCGUGGGCGACAUCCCGGACAUGUUCUAUCGUUUGGAGACGCCGCCCGAUGUCUGGCCCUACUUUGUCUUGGAGGAGGUGCCAGUCCACGAGUUCGUCGAAUACAUGAGGACCAAGGGGCGGGGCUGCGUCAUCCCCGAUGGCGGGCCCUUCCUGGCGCUGAAGGUCCUAGUCUUGGGCUGGUCGUGGGCCCCGUUCUUGGCCCACUCUACGCCGCAGGCCUGCGUGGCGCGCGGGCUCGGGGAGGACUCCGUCGGUGCGCGUCUGGUUUAUGGGGCUCCGACGCCUCAACUGACCGGGCCCGAGGGGUUCGAGUCGGUGAACUGGGCGUACAUGGACGACUACGGGGUCAUGGCCACGUCCGCCAGCGUGCAGCAGCCGGUGAGCGAGGUCGUGAGCGGACUGACGGCCCGAGUCAAGCACUACUUGAGGCAGGUCGGGCCCCCCGUCCACAAGGAGACCGAAGGCGAGGGGCUCGAGUCGCUGGGGGCGGUCAUCCGAGGCCGACCCUACUCCGUCUCAGCCGAGACCGACCGCACCUGCGGCCUGGCUCUGGUGACGCUGCGGCUGGUAGAGCGGACGUACUGGACCGCGGAGCUCCUCGAGCGCGUCGUGGGGUUGUGGGCGUGGGCGGCCAUCUUCCAGCGCACGGGCCUCGCCAUCUUCGACCAGGUGUACCACGAGAUGAGACGUCCCGAGACCGCCAAGACGCCGUUCCGACUGACGGACGCGGCGAGGUGGGAGCUGACUACGAUGGCAUACUGCGCACCCCUCUUACGUACAGAUCUCGAAGCUCCGUGGCUCUCGCAGGUGUUCAUGACGGACUCCAGCGACACGGGCUACGGAGUGGCGGUCACCGACGCCUCGCUGGAGGAGAUCAGGAAGGACGCCCGUUACAGCGAGAUGAGGGGAUGGACGAUCGCCACCGAGGAUAUUUACACAGCCCAGGAGGAGGACGCCUGGGUCCCCCACGCUGGGGGGUGUGCCUACGACGUCGACGAGCUUAUCGAGGCAUCGACUGCACCGCCGCCGCGGGUAAGUCGGAGGGUCUACCGGUUGCUGUGCCUCUUCGCGGGCAGGCGCCGGGAGGGGGAUCUAGAGGAGGCCAUCCACUCGCGGGCGGAGCGCGACGGCUACGAGGUCGAGGUCUGGUCCAUCGACGCGGUGAUCAACCCGAAGCACGACCUCACCAACGACGAGUUCGUCAGCCUGAUCCUGAGCCUGGCGCGCGACGGGUACUUCCACGCACCUUGGGGGCGGAGCGACAUGUCAUUCACAGCCUUCGAGCGCCUCCGCCUGGACCUAGGGUCGCGCCUUUUGCUGUCGGCCAUGCAGGCGGUCCGCGAGGUAUGUCGAGCUGGAGGCCUAGGCUUGAUGGAGCACCCUGCGGACCCAGAGGAGGACCCAUACCCGUCAAUCUGGAACCUACCCGAGAUGGCAUGUCUCCUCGAGGAGACGGGCGGGAGGAUCAAUCGGAUCGAUCAGUGCCGCUACGGAGCCCCGUCGAUGAAGCCGACCAUGAUUGGCAUCUUCGGGUUCUACGACGACGCACUGGACCUAGCCGCGGACCGUCUCCGCUUGAGGUGCAACCACCGAGGGAGGCAUCAGGCAGUACUCAAGGGACGGGCGUACCAGCCGCCGCUGUGCGCCGCGCUGGCGAAGGUGAUCAUCGAGGCGUUCGCCCGCGUGACGAAGGAGAUGAGGGGCCCCGAUCCGACGGGCUCGCGUGUGUCUCCAUCCACUUCGUCCUUCGGCCCACCGAGGCCGGGAAGGGCGAGGAUCGAGAAGCGAGGGCCACGGGCGUGGGAUAACUACGAGAAGGAGCCGCACCUGGGCAUCAGCGAGGGCGGCUUCACAAGGCUGCUUACCCACUCCGUGGCGGACGUCAGUGCGGCGCAGUGGGCCCCGAAGGUUCGAGACUUUCUUAGCCACUGUGUCGACAAGGGUUGGGAGCUGCGGUCCGCGAACGCCGUGGACCACGCCCUGGCCGACUACAUGGACAUGAAGUGCUACAAGGACCGGCUCCGUCCUGCGUGGGGGUCGAUCGUCUUGUUCGGGCUGCUAGUGAUUUGGCCUGAGCUGAGGAACCAGCUUCCCCUGGCCUUGCGAAGCCUGAAGAGCUGGCAGAGGCUGGUUAUCUCUGUGGAAGGGGGUCCUCUGCCGGAGGAAGCUGUCUUCGCCAUCGCCAUCUACUUCUUCGAGGCGGGGCUCCUGGAUGAAGCCAUCUGGACCCUCGUGCAGUGCGACGUCUACGGGCGGGGGCAGGACAUGGAGAUGCUGCGCGAGGCCGACAUCAUUUGGGAUGGCCGAUGCGUGGGCCUCCUGUUUGGCAUCUCGGCCCGAGGCGAGGAGGGCAAGACGGGCAGCAAUCAAGAGGUCGUCAUCCGCCGCGGCACGGUCGCGAGCCUCAUCCUGGCCCUGAAGGGCGUCAAGAAGAAUGCCACGGGGCCCAUCUUCGGCCCCAAGCAGGCAGGCUUCCGCAAAGAGUGGCACCGCGCAUGUCGCUCGCUUGGGAUGCCCUGGGCGCCGCCUCCGCACGGGCUCCGCCACUCGGGGCCCAGCGAGGACGUGGCCCGAGGACGGGCCAGCCUAGAGCAGGUGCGGAGGCGGGGCAGGUGGAAGGCAUUGUUCAGCGUCCAACGGUGCUCCAAGACGUUCGCCCUCGCGCAGUUCCGUGCAACAAUGCCGCAGAAGGUGCUGGCUGGACACCUAGCUGCCGAGAUGCUCCGUGCGAUAGAGUCCCGCACCAACUACAGCAAGCAGGAGCAGCUGGUCGACGGCAUCAGGGCGAAUAUGAAGACGAAGAAGGUGAAAGAUGUCGCCGCAGAGCUCUUGAUGCUGGGACCCACCACAAAGCAGAAUCAGAAGACCACCACCAACAAGAAGUCCACCAAGGGCGACACAAGCUGCCCGGAGUCCGACGACCUCUACUCCGACGAGACGUCGUCGUCUCGGGUCCACCACCUCGUCGACGUGGAGGUCGAGCAGUACUGGCUCGACGACGACUUGGCCCAGCUCUGGGCCGAGAACCAAUUGAUAGGUUGGCCUCCAGCCGUGCACCCGGUGCUCGAGCCGCCGGGGUCGGAGCCCGAAGUCUGGAGCACGGUCAACGUGCGCAUGCGCAGGGGCGUGGUCGGGCCGCACGCGAGGGAGACGAUCCAUGGAGACAGGCCACACCCUGGAGAGAUCCUUGCCAACAAGUACCGCGUCAGCAGGACUGUCGGCGAAGGCCAUUUCACUAAGGCCUACCUCGCAGAGGACAUCACCACGGGGACUUCGGUUUGCCUGAAGCGUCACCGUAACCUCAGCGUGGAGGCGCUUGCGGACCUCAUGGUCAUAGGGCGGCGGCUAGACGAGGUGGACUUAGGCGGUGGUCUGUUUCCGAAGCUGCUCGAUGCGUUCUACGACCUGGUCGGCUACACAGUCGAGGGUCUUGUGGAGGGCAAGAACUGUUUGGUCGUGCUACAGCGCGACAGGACAUUCUUCCAGAGCAUGGACAACUUGCGCGUUGUUGCACACGGCGGCCUGAGAGGCCUCAUGUACCUAGACCGCGCUGGCGUGGUGCACAAUGAUGUCAAGCCAGACAACAUCAUCUGGACCCAGGCGCCCAUGCACCACGGGGUACCCGUGGAGUCCCCCACUGUUCAGAUCGUCGACUUCGGCUGCGCGCGGCUAGAUCAGCGCGAGGAAGCGGGCCGCAACUGGAGCUUGGCCGAAGGUGGUGCGGGACACCUCGGCAAGUGGUCCCCUGAG